AUGUUGUUCUCUCUUUUCCUCUUUAUUCUGUAUUGUGUGGGUGUAUCAUGUCAUCUGACGAUCUGUACUCAAAUAAAUUCCUGUUCGUGUAUCACAAAUUCAAAUGAAACCAUCGACUUAUCUCCCUUAGCAUUAUCAGGAGGUGAUGCAAGAUUCAAAGACCAACAAGAUAGCUCUGGAUCAUACUACUAUUCAUGGAAUCCGUGUUAUCCUUUCACAGAAGACCCAACUGCGUGUGCUGGUGUAAUGGGUUGUCAGACGGAUAUGACGAAUUAUUUUAAUCUAGGAACGCCAGACAGUGCUAAAUUUAUCACUGAUACAUCCAAAGGUUUAAUUCUUCAAUAUUCAGCCACAACUGAUGCAGCACGAACUUUAGAUGUUAUACUGGUAUGUGAUGAAGAUACCGAAGCGUCAUUAUCAGUAGCGGGAGAAAAUCCACCCGGAAGUGCAACAUAUGAAAUGACGCUCACGAGUAAACACUGUUGUCUUAGAGCACCUACAACCCCACUACCAACAACUACAACAACGACUAGUUCACCACACCCAACAACCAUACAGCCAUGUCCAGCUCCAUUCGGUUAUGAUACCAUUAUUUGGAUACAAAUUGCUAUAUUUAUAAAAAUGUUGUUCUCUCUUUUGCUGUACAUUCUGUGUUGUACGAGUGUUUCGUGUAAACUAAUUGGUGAUUGUAUUAAGAUAAAUUCUUGUUCGUGUAUCACAAAUUCAAGCGAAAUUAUCGACUUAUCUCCCUUAGCAUUAUCAGACGGUGAACCAAGGGUUGUCAGACAGAUAAGAAAGCGUAUUUUAAUCUGGGAACCCAAGAUAGUGCUAAAUUUUACUAUAACCAAUUGA
Messenger RNA from Lottia gigantea (owl limpet), 852 nucleotides. RefSeq lists its product as hypothetical. Lineage: Eukaryota; Metazoa; Mollusca; Gastropoda; Lottiidae. The transcript has 7 exons. Bases 1 to 852 code for a protein of 283 amino acids. The record is from RefSeq and is a predicted model, not a curated record.